GUCUUGCAGAAAGUGCACCACUGCAGGAGUGUGCAGUUUCUUCACACCGUGACCAGAUCUAAAAGUACAGCCAUGAAUGCCACUCAACAACAGCAGAACAACCAGACAGCACUGAAAAAAAACAGGUCCAAGAAGAACACUAAUCAUUUCACAGAUAUGCAUGAUCUGCCUUGCAUCGAAAAGAUUGUGUGCACUGUCGGCGAGACUCCACAUCCCAUCCAAACAAACAUCACGGGCAAAUUCCCAGAAUGGAUCAACGGCAGUUUCCUGAGGAAUGGCCCGGGGAAGUUUGAAAUCGGAAACCAGAAGUUCAACCACUGGUUUGAUGGCAUGGCUUUGUUACAUCAGUUUAAAAUUUCCAAGGGGCAGGUGACUUACAGGAGCCGCUUCCUUUCCAGUGACAGUUACCAGGCCAACAAUGAAAAGAACCGGAUUGUUGUUUCAGAAUUUGGAACAGUCAGUGUGCCAGACCCUUGUAAAAACUUUUUCCAACGCUUCCUCUCAAGAUUUGAAUUACCAAAGCACACAGAUAAUGCCAAUGUGAGCGUUGUGACCUACAAAGGCGAUUACUAUGUCAGCACAGAAUCAAACAUGAUGCACAAGAUUGACCCUGAGACGCUGGAGGCAACCAAAAAGGUGAACUGGAGGGAUUUUAUUGCUGUUAACAGCGCCACCGCUCACCCUCACGUCGAUGUUGAUGGAACAACAUACAACAUGGGGAAUUCAUUCUCCCAUAAAGGGUCAUAUUACAACAUUAUCCAAGUGCCUCAAAUGAAAUACAGCACUGAAGAAACCCUGGAGGGAGCCAAGGUGCUUUGCUCUAUUCCCUCAACGGACUCUGCCAAACCCUCCUACUUCCACAGUUUUGCAAUGUCUGAGAACUACGUGGUAUUCAUUGAGCAGCCCCUCAAAAUGGACCUGUUGAAAAUCGUAACAAGCAAGUUGACAGGAAAGAGCAUUAGCGACAGCUUCUUCUGGGACCCCAAACUCAAAACAAUCUUCCAUCUUGUUCCGAAAAAAAACGGGAAGGUGAGCUCCUUCCAGUAUCUUGCUCAGCCACUGACAACCUUCCACCAAAUCAACGCCUUUGAGGAAGAUGGUCAUUUAAUCAUAGAUAUGUGCGCAUCAGAUGAUGGCAGGAUAAUUUCAAACUACAAUAUCCAGAACCUUCGCAAGUCAGGGGAAGAUCUCGAUGAGGUGUAUAACACACAAUGUAGAAUCUUCCCACGUCGCUUUGUUCUUCCACUCAAUGUUGAUGAGAAAACACCGUACGACCAGAACUUGAACGGCUUGCCUAACAGCUCAGCCACUUCGUUCAGGAUUGCCAAGAAAAAGAUAUUCUGUACCCAUGAGGAUCUCCAUGGUGAAGACCUUCAUGAGUACGGCGGUCUCGAGUUUCCUCAGAUCAACUACGGCAAAUACAACACACAGCCCUACCGCUACUUCUAUGGCUGCGGCUUCAGACACCUUGUCGGCGACACACUGAUCAAGAUGGACAUUCGAGGAAAACACAUGAAGGUCUGGGAACAACCUGGCCUAUAUCCCUCAGAGCCUGUCUUCGUACCUUCCCCAGAUGCCACAGAGGAGGAUGAUGGUGUUAUUUUGUCCGUGGUCAUCACUCCAAAUAAGGACAAGAGCACAUUCCUCUUGGCUUUGGAUGCUAAGACCUUCGAGGAGCUGGGCAGGGCAGAGGUGCCAGUUAAUAUCCCGUAUGGCUUCCAUGGAACAUUCAUUGCCACAGCCGUUUAGCCAUUUGAUGGUUUAUCAUAGUUCAUACUGCACUAGAGUCGAUACGUAUAUGACUCCGCAUCUCAAAUAGGGCCAUAUUUUAUUUCAAGUAUUAUCAUAUUUAUGGUUGUUUGUCUGUAUGUGUCUUGCGACCGGGUGGUGAUUAGUUCAGCAUCUACUAGGACACCUGAAAACCGGAAGAGGAUAUGUUGCUUCCUCUUCAUCAAGGAGGUUUUAUUGUCAAUUGUGAUUCUAGAUAAACUCUUGUUUGUAAUCCUUUACGAUAUACUUUUUUCUUCUUUCAAAAAUAAACAAAUCAAUGUAU
Molecule: messenger RNA, 2053 nt
Organism: Hippocampus zosterae (dwarf seahorse)
Lineage: Eukaryota; Metazoa; Chordata; Actinopteri; Syngnathiformes; Syngnathidae
Gene: bco2b
Product: beta-carotene oxygenase 2b
Exons: 12
Coding region: 73-1749 (558 amino acids)
Biological process (GO): retinal metabolic process; carotene catabolic process
Cellular component (GO): mitochondrion
Molecular function (GO): carotenoid dioxygenase activity; beta-carotene 15,15'-dioxygenase activity
Source: RefSeq, a predicted model, not a curated record